AUGAACGAUGAAGCUGGGGAACGGGCGGGCAGUGACGGACCGGACAACGAACCCGAAAGCUCGGCGGCAGGCCAGGAGCCGAGGGAUAUUCCGGGGACUUCCUCCAGCGCCGCCACUGCUUCAGACGAAGGCGGAGAGGUGGAACUGUCUGUCGGUGACCCCGAUUACUGCCGGAGAAUUCUGGUCCGAGACGCCAAAGGGACCAUCCGUGAGAUCGUGCUGCCCCGUGGCUUGGAUUUGGACCGACCGAAGCGGACGAGGACGUCGUUCACGGCCGAGCAGCUGUACCGGCUGGAGAUGGAGUUUCAGCGUUGUCAGUACGUGGUGGGCCGUGAGCGCACCGAGCUAGCGCGCCAGCUCAGUCUCUCCGAGACGCAGGUGAAGGUCUGGUUCCAGAACAGACGGACGAAGCAGAAGAAAGACCAAAGCCGGAACUGUGACAACUGCUCUCCGGGCUCUUCCGAGUCCAAGGCCACCUGCAGCAUCCUUCGGCUCCUGGAACAGAGGCGGCUUCUGCCGGCCCCCCCUGCCGCGGCUGCCGGCCUGCUCCCCCGAGGGCCCAGCCCGCCCAGAUCCUCCGCGGGCAAUGACGGCUGCAACCUGGUCUCCUCCACCGGCAGCCCCCCCUUCGGCCUGGCCACCCCGACCGGCGCCGCCUCGCCGACCCCGAGGCUGGGCAGCACCCACGAACUCUCAGCCGGCUACGGGGUAGGCACGUUGGCCUUCGAGCCAUGCCCACGGACCGAGCGCUGUGACAGUGGCUCAGACAAGAGGCUAAGUUCGUAG
Molecule: messenger RNA, 786 nt
Organism: Mobula hypostoma (lesser devil ray)
Lineage: Eukaryota; Metazoa; Chordata; Chondrichthyes; Myliobatiformes; Myliobatidae
Gene: vax2
Product: ventral anterior homeobox 2
Exons: 3
Coding region: 1-786 (261 amino acids)
Biological process (GO): central nervous system development; regulation of transcription by RNA polymerase II; brain development
Cellular component (GO): nucleus
Molecular function (GO): RNA polymerase II cis-regulatory region sequence-specific DNA binding; DNA-binding transcription factor activity, RNA polymerase II-specific
Source: RefSeq, a predicted model, not a curated record